This is a messenger RNA of Notothenia coriiceps (black rockcod), 766 nucleotides long. Its product is annotated as FYVE, RhoGEF and PH domain-containing protein 1-like. Gene Ontology annotation, cellular component: cytoplasm. The transcript is spliced from 3 exons. The annotation marks the transcript as partial. Gene Ontology annotation, biological process: filopodium assembly; cytoskeleton organization. The record is from RefSeq and is a predicted model, not a curated record. Lineage: Eukaryota; Metazoa; Chordata; Actinopteri; Perciformes; Nototheniidae. Gene Ontology annotation, molecular function: guanyl-nucleotide exchange factor activity.
UGAUAAAAUAGCGGACGGAUCCAGUGAGUAAGAGACGGCUAACGGGAUCAUAACACAACCGUCUCUUCUCUGCGAGCUUUUUCAGAGUUCAGGCGUGUUUUUCUCAUGAGGUUGUUUUUGCCCUUUCUGCCGACGCACCUAAUUUCUGAGUAUGUGCUAUAAAGGAGAGCAAAUUGGCCAUAACUGCAACCACUAAUGCUCACACGCACGCACGCACACACGCACACACACUUCUUCACACACACUUUACCUCCAUGCCAGAUUUCAGCAUCCUGGGGGUGAAAACUGUGACCGCCAAAGGGAGGGGAAAUUCUUGUGGACCGACUGACAGAGCGAGCUGAAACAUUUAAAAAAUAUCCGAGAGCUGCACAGCUUCAUCCAGGAAUGUGUAAAAGUGAACAGAAUAAAGUAUAACGUGUGUGUGUGUUUCUGUCACUAAUGUGAGCAUGUGAACUUUAUUUUCUCAGAGUCUCUGGAGCUGAUCGCCACCGCAGCAGAACACUCCAACGCCGCCAUCAGGAAGAUGGAGCGGAUGAGGAAGCUGCUGAAAGUGUACGAGCUGCUGGGAGGAGAAGAAGACAUCGUUAACCCGACUAACGAGCUCAUCAAAGAAGGACACAUCCUCAAACUGUCCAACAAGAACGGCACCACGCAGGACCGAUACCUCAUCCUGUUUAACGACAGGUUGCUGUACUGCGUCCCCAAGCUGCGUCUGAUUGGUCAGAAGUACGGCGUCCGUGCUCGCAUCGAUGUGGACGGGAUGGAG